Messenger RNA from Cryptomeria japonica (Japanese cedar), 918 nucleotides. Its product is annotated as replication protein A 70 kDa DNA-binding subunit A-like. Bases 1 to 918 code for a protein of 305 amino acids. The transcript has 2 exons. NCBI's taxonomy places the organism in Eukaryota, Viridiplantae, Streptophyta, Pinopsida, Cupressales, Cupressaceae. The record is from RefSeq and is a predicted model, not a curated record.
AUGGCAGAAAAGGAAGGUACUGAACUCCAACAAAGGCAUUAUUUACAAGAAAAGACUACUCUUGCUAUCAAAAAUGGUCACAUGUGUGAAUUCAAUGGAAAGGUAAUAGGUACAAAAUUUAAUACAAGGCUCUCAAUAGACCCUCUUAUAGAGGAAUUGGCCUACCUGAAAGAUUGGGACAACCAGAAUAUUCACACAGGACAAGAAAUUGUGCAUCAGCUUGCUGCACCAACUCCCACCCCUCAAAGAAUGACGAUUAGUGAAAUCUGGGCACAUGCAUCAAAUUCAGUGCAACCCUUCUAUUGCAUUCUAAAGGCAAUGACACAACAGAUAAAAUCUAAGUCAUUUUGCUAUCAAGCAUGUCCCACCCAAGUAAAUGGAAAACCAUGUAAGAAACGAUUAGACGAGACCGAAGAAGUAACUUGGUAUUCUUCGAAAUGUAACAUGACCCUGUCUGAGUGUAACUACAGAUACAUCCUCCAAAAACACCUACAGGACCACAAAGAUACAAUAUGGGCAAUUGCAUUUGAUGAAGGGGCAACAGAACUCAUGGACAUGCCUGUAGAAACAUUAUACAUGCUUCAAUUCGAUGACAAUGCCGAGAAAAGCACCAUAGAGGUAAUAAAAAAUGUGACAUAUAAUCAAUUCCUCUUGAACCUAACAUGCAAAAAUGAAACAUACAAUAAUGAAGAACGACUGAAGGUUACCAUCACCAAGGCAAAGCAACUAGAUUUUGCCUCAGAGAGCAGUGACGCUGCUCUUCCAAAGGACUUUGGCAAUUGGAGAAUUAUUUCAAAACCUGUUUUUACAGUUACUGUGUUUAUUCAACUGAAGAGCAAUGGUGCUGCAAUGGAGGCUGGAGAUACUAUUUCGUUGGGUGCGUCGCUUACUGGAAAUCAGACAAUCAUUUCAAAUUAG